GAGGCUGAUAGCGCGCGGAGACCAUUAUCGUCCCGGCCUCAGCUAGCAACUGAGGCAACAUUCGCACUUUUCCAAGUUUACAAAAAAACUGAGUUUUAUUUCAAUAACACAUUAAGGUCUCAAGCGGCGCGAAGAUGGCAUACGACGACCUGCUGAAGCAUUUGGGCGGGUUUGGUCGGUACCAGAAGCGAACUUACUUUCUGCUUUGCCUACCAGCUAUUACCUGCGCUUUUCAUCGCCUCGCCACCGUAUUUAUAGCACCAAAGGCGUUACACAGGUGCUUAAUGCCAUAUGAAACUGCUGGAAAUGCGAAUUUUACGCUGCCAGUCGACCGUCCGGUCAACCUCAGCCUCCCCUGGGACGAAUCGACCGGAAACUGGUCCCAGUGCCUCAGACUAGAUGCAAAUUUUACUGAGCAGUACUUCCAAGACGGGCUGCCAAAUUCUGAAACGGUUCCAUGCCAAGAUUGGGUGUUCGACCACUCAAAAUACAUGUCCAGCUUAGUUUUCGAGUGGAAUCUGGUUUGUGACAAAGGAUGGCUCAGGUCCUUGGCUGACACGGUUUUCAUGCUGGGCAUUUUAAUUGGUGCCGUAGCAUUUGGCCACCUCUCAGACAGGUACGGCCGCAAGCCGAUUUUCUUUUUCUCGCUGGUUCUCCAAGUGGUCGGCGGAGUGGCCGCCAGUUUUGCGCCUGAGUUUUUCACCUUUGUCUUGGCCAGACUCUUCCUCGGAAUGUCUACCUCAGGCGUUUACCUAGUCGCCUACAUCAUAGGGAUGGAGAUGGUGAGUCCAUCCAAGAGAAUAUACGCUGGUGUCAUCAUCCACUACUUUUUCACCAUCGGCUACAUUUUGACCGCGUUCAUCGCCUACGCAAUCAAGGACUGGAGACAACUGCAGAUCGCCCUUUCCCUCCCUGGAAUCGCCUUUUUCGUUUACUGGUGGUUCAUCCCUGAGUCGGCGAGGUGGCUGCUAGCCAAGGGAAGAGACGCGGAGGCCGAGAAGAUUUUAAAGAAAAUAGCCAAGGUGAACGGCAUCGACCUUUCAGACGGGACGCUUGACAAGUUCCUGAGGGACAGCCAGCAGGAGGGCGACAAGUCAGAGCAAACGCGACAGGCCUCAAUUUUCGAUCUAUUCAAAUACCCAAACCUGAGACGCAACUCCCUCAUCAUAUUUUUCCUUUGGUUUGUCAACAACUGCUCGUACUACGGUUUGUCGUGGAACGUGUCUAAUUUGGGCGGCAACGACUACCUCAACUUUCUUAUUUCCGGGCUGGUCGAGAUUCCCGCCUACACCUUCAUUCUGUUCGCCCUGGAUCGGCUUGGUAGGAAAGUAACGCUCUGUGGUUCCAUGUUGGUCGGCGGCUGCGCCCUUCUCCUCUGCAUCCUCGUUCCCGACGACUGCUCCUGGCUUCUGAUAACCCUGGCAAUGAUCGGGAAGAUGGCCCUGACUGCAUCAUAUGGUGUCGUCUAUAUAUUCUCCGCGGAGCAAUUUCCAACGGUUGUGAGAAACGCAGCCAUGGGAGUAAGCUCGACCGCCGCCAGAUUGGGCGGAAUUUUAGCUGCCUUUAUACACGAUUUGGCCGACGUGUGGAAGCCACUGCCCUUGAUUGUGAUCGGCACUCUUGCCCUCCUGGCAGGCGUUUCGUCCCUCAUCCUACCAGAAACCCUUCGCAAAACCCUGCCCGAGACAAUUGAAGAUGGCGAACAGUUUGGAAGGCGUAGCAAAGAAGUGAAAAAUGAAGUAACUGAGGCUGCGUGGGAAUCCAAAGAAGCAGAAAAAUAAUGGGAUUUUUUUUUUUUUUUGUAAAAAUUGCGUUUUUAACAAAAUCAACAACCUUUAUUUGAAUUAAUAUUUUAUAUCAAAAUUUUCCUCAAUCGUAAUUAGAAGCUGUGAAUGGUGUCUAUGAAGAUUCUGACACUCUCCGGGUCCAUGUCUGGAUAAAUUCCAUGCCCAAGAUUCGCGAUGUACCGCUUCUUGCCGAAUUUAUUCACCAUUUCUCUGACCGCGCCCUCCAGAGUUACCUUGCAAAAAACAGUAAUCCGUUGGAAAAGAGGCAAAAUCAUUUUGUCAAACAAAGUUAGCUCGACCGAGAAAAUUCUAAAUUUAGCAAGAUGUUGCCAACAGUUUAUCUCUUCACAAAUAAAAAGAAGUCAUGCUGAUUACUCACGUUUGGUGCGUAUAGGGCGCAGGGAUCAAGGUUGCCCUGCAGCGUGAUGUUAGGCCCCACUCUCUGCCUGGACUGCUCUGGGUCCAAAGUCCAGUCCAGACUGAUCACGUCGUAGCCACACUUGGAUAGCUCCUCUAGAGCGUAGUGUGCUCCUUUGGCAAAAAUCGUCUGAAAUAGCCUUAGUUUACAAUUUAAAUAUUUUAAAUGAUAAAAUUCACCAUUGGCACAAUUUCAAGUUUGAGCUGCUUGCAUUUUUCUUUCACUCUCUGGUUUAUUUCCGCAAUGGCAGGCAAGGCAAACUGGUAGAACAGAGCAGGACCCAAAAAGUCGGCAUUUGAUUCAAACAGUUGUAACAGCUAUUGAUUUAAAUUGGUUAGGAAUGACAAUUUGAGAGACUUUUGACGCAUUACCUGAGCACCAGCUUGCACCUGGCCUACAAGAUAGUCCACAGUCACAUCAGUAAGAAGCUGCAGAAGCUCUUUGCUGGCCUCUGGAUAUUGGUAAAGCCACGCUUUUGCCUUGGACAUGGUCUUUGUCCCACCUCCCUCAAUCAUGUAGCCCAUCAGUGUCCACUACAGAUAAAAUUUCAAAUCAACAAUAAUUAUUUUAAAUAAUGACUUGGAAAAUUUUACCGGAGCACCAGAGAAUCCAAUAAGGGGAACUUUUCCCUCCAGUCUGUGCCUAGUCAAAGUUAUAGCUUUGAAAACGUAACCAAGGGUUGCAUUCACGUCAACAGGGUGUUGAAGUCUUUGUAAAUCAGUUGGGGUUUCUAAAGGUUCCGGCAAAACUGGGCCCUGUACAAAAAUUUUAAAAUAUUAAAUUUAAUAAGUUAAAAAAAUACUUACAACUCCAGGUCUCAUUUCAACCACCAUUCCAAGGGCUUGAGGAAUGACCAAAAUAUCGGAAAAGAUAAUGGCAGCAUCUAGAUCGAACCUUUGGAUCGGUUGAAGGGUGAUUUCUGCAGCCAACUCCGGUGUUUGGCAAAUUGUGAAAAAGUCGUGUCUCGAACGCAAUUCACGGAAUUCUAAAACAAAUUGACAAUAAAAUAUUUCGUAACACAUUUAUAAAAUAGUUUAACAUACCUGGUAGGUAUCUUCCUGCUUGACGCAUGACCCACACGGGAAUUUUGUCGACCUCCUCGCCGCGAGCGGCCCUCAACAGCCUGUCGUUUUUCAGCACGGGAAACGACUGCAAAUAUUUUAUCUUGAUAUUUAGAUAUAGAAUUAACAGAAAUGCUUGCCAUUCUAGCUUCACACAGCCUCUUCGUUGAUUCAAAAUGCGGAAAAUCAGCAGCAGUAGUGAUUAAAGCACGUGUCUCACUUCAAUUAGGCUACAAAGUCUGGAGUCUCUUUGAUUUGGCUGCUGGUGUGUUGUCAUACGUGAGAUCGAAGAAACAGA
Messenger RNA from Cloeon dipterum, 3564 nucleotides. Its product is annotated as organic cation transporter protein-like. Gene Ontology annotation, cellular component: membrane. The transcript has 11 exons. The record is from RefSeq and is a predicted model, not a curated record. The coding region runs from base 135 to 1781 and encodes 548 amino acids. Lineage: Eukaryota; Metazoa; Arthropoda; Insecta; Ephemeroptera; Baetidae. Gene Ontology annotation, biological process: transmembrane transport. Gene Ontology annotation, molecular function: transmembrane transporter activity.